This is a messenger RNA of Chara braunii, 2001 nucleotides long. Lineage: Eukaryota; Viridiplantae; Streptophyta; Charophyceae; Charales; Characeae. The record is from the annotation of a GenBank genome assembly.
GGCAGAUGGCCACGGACUACCGGUCGGCGUGGGGAACGGUUACUGGUAGGCGGUGACAAUGGCAAGUGCGGCCAAGCGGUCGCCGGCAGUACAACGGGGAGGGAUGCUAUCUCCGACGCUUGCCGCAUAUCGGAAUUCUGGCCACUGGCAGGAGGAACGUAUUGGGCGCGAGGAAGGAGGAGAGGCAGCUCUGACAAGAGCACAGCCAGAAGCCGCCGCGCUCAGAAGCAAGGCACAAACAGGAAUGGAUAAGGCGGUCGGGACGGAUACCUUUGAGCGCCGGGUUUUCCCGCCAAAGGAGAUGCUGAUCGAGGGUAAGAGACAUGGCUCUGAAGAUUGGCAUUGCUUAUUCAAAGGUUGGGAUGUGCAGAGCGGUGAGCAAAUCCUUGAACUCUUUGCCAUCAGGAGCUUGUGGCAGUCUCCAUCUCCAUCUCCGUCACUGUCACCGUCUUCGCAGCAGACAAGAGAUGAUGUGGCAGAGGACUCCAGGUUCUUGCAUAUGAACACUAUUUUUGGCGCCAAUUCGGAGCUGCAAAGAGUAGACGGCCCUUUUGAAAUCAAGUUCGAUGACGAGGGGAAGGAGCUUAUCCAUUCCUAUUUCCCGCAAAAUAAGCUGUACGUUCUUCCCGGGCGAAUCUUGCUUGCAGGGUCUUAUCCUCUGGACAGUACACGAAGCCAAACCACAGAGGUGGGGGGGAAAGUUGGGGUUUUUGAAAAAGAAGCAGCCUUACGGGUGCUGGGUAAAGAUUGGCGUGGAGGGAAAGAAGAGGGAGGGGGGGAGAAGACGAAGAAAGGAGAGAGAGAGUCGAGAGAGGAGGAGUCCGCUUCACCUCCCUCAGCAGCAGCAGCAGCAAGUUCCACUUCCGGGAGUUCUCCUUCGAUGGCCCCUCCUGCAUCUGACCCGCCGUUUGUCAGGCAGGGACUCGAAGUCGCUAUCCCGCGUCGGGAUAGCAGGAUCGGGAUAGUUUUACAGUACAUCAACGGAAAAUGGACAAAAGUAUUGUUCGGCCGGGAGACGAAACGGCACACGCGGACGGAGUACGUUAACCCUAGGGUGGGCAGUGGGUUGGAGGAGGUGGAGGAGGAGGAGGAGGAGGAGGGAGAAAGAAAGGAGAAGGAGGAGGGGGAGGAGGGGAGCGGCCAUAGCCAAGGAGAAGAAAGAGAGAAAGCGGCAAGAGAGGGGAAGCAGAACGCUUGCAGCCCCUGGACUUGCCAGGAUACCGAGACGAUCUCGAUAGCAGAGGUGGGGGAGCUUCCCGCGUACCUGAGAGAGAAAGCGAGAGAGGAGCUCUCCUUGGAGCCUGGCUUUGUCCUGACUCGCAGAACAUCAUACGGGUUGCGGACUUCACAGGAAGCGACACGUGGCCGUAAUGCUGAUGACCGUAAUCAGCAUGGAGGCGAGUCCAUGACUGACUCGCCGUUAGGUGGUAGGUCGAUGAUCGAGGAGCCAAUCAAACAGGAAAGAGGAGGAGAAGGAGGAGGAGGAGGAGGAGGAGAAGGAGGAGGGUGGAGGGUGGUUAGGCUACCAGAUAAUGUGUCCGUCUACUCCCCCGUUUCUUAUUCCUUAACGGAAACAAAACCGUUUGACAUAGUGAUAGAGUGGGCGCUGCCGGAGGGGACUACCUCCUCCGCUGGCCUUUCCAGCCGCGAAGUGAUGAGCUUGACCUUGAGUAUUGGGGGCAACUUGAAAUCACAGAAAUUUCGAGUCGCCUAUCACUUAGUCCCACCCUCGUAAUUUAGAAACAGAAAUAAAGAUGAGUUAAAAAAAAAAUAAAGGGAGCAGCAGCUCAGAAGGUCCUCUUUUUUUUUUUUUUUUUUUUUUUUUUUCAAUAGAGAAAACAUGUAUUCCCUUCCUAGUGGGAGGAAACUAUGCCCGCAGGGGUCCCCCGUAUAGCCUUAUUAGGAGUAGUAGUGGGUAGGAAGUGAAAGGUGAAAUUGAGAAAAGAAUAUAGCCUAGUUUUGAAAUGAGAAAAAAGGGAAAAAUAAAUUGCGUCGGAUCCU